This is a messenger RNA of Scophthalmus maximus (turbot), 4911 nucleotides long. RefSeq names its product zinc finger protein 438 (gene znf438). The record is from RefSeq and is a predicted model, not a curated record. The coding region runs from base 239 to 2569 and encodes 776 amino acids. The transcript is spliced from 4 exons. Lineage: Eukaryota; Metazoa; Chordata; Actinopteri; Pleuronectiformes; Scophthalmidae.
AUGGCUGCAGAGAAACAGUUAUGAGGAUCGACGGCUUUGCCAGGUCUCUGGGAAGAAUGAGCCUCUCUGUAGUGUGAAGGCGCUCCCUCCACAUAGCUGGGGAUCCAGGGGGAGUGUGGAGUGGGGGGGGGGGCAGGACCACAACCCGGGCACCACCAGGGAAGAGGAGGAGCGAAGGAGCAGCUGAGGAGGAAGCGAAUCAUCCUGUUGUUGGUAACAAGUGAGUCCAGACCUUCAGAUGAAGAGCCUUCAGUUCCGGAGCAUCGCUCCUAAGGCCCCGGCCAUGGUGCCCUCCCCCUCUCCUGCGGUCCUGUCCUGCCAGCCUCCCUCUGCCCUCCCUGAAGCUACCACCCCAAAGUCCAUCAUUGUGCCCACCCAAAACUAUGCACUGAUGCAAAUAGCAGGUCAAGAUGGCACAUUCUCCCUGGUGGCACUGCCCCCUUCUGUUUCCUCUCAAACACCACAGCAACAAACCCAGUCAAUUCAAAAGAACCUCAAACUGCCCAUUCCCAGAUACCAGCCAAUGAGGAGCAAGGCGAUCACAGAUAAGGUAAAAUCACCACCACCAGCUGCCAGGAUGAAAACGGCCUCAAAGGCUGUUACAUCGCAGACCAAGUUGGUGGUGAGUGGGGUAUCACCAGCUAUGAUGAAAAAACUGGAGUCUAAGCACACAACAGAAACCCUAGUACCCAAAGAAGAACCUUCAGAGCAGGUAAUUCUAAUUGACCCAAGCUCCUCUGACAUUUCCGUCACAUCACUGCUCCCAGACAAUGCUGUCCUAUAUCCCAGCUCUCAAUUGGAGCGAGUGCCAGAUGGCUCUGAAAGACCUGCUACAACUGGCCUUAUUCAGAACCUUCAGUUUACCCCUGCUGUUGUCAAUAGCUCCACAGGCAAAUCCACAGAGGAAAGUAAGACUACAGUGAGGCUGUGCCAAUCUAAGCCCACUGCAGCCCAGCCCCAGAGCAGCAUCACUGUCCUGUCUCCAGCCAUCUUCAGCAAAGCAGUCCAGAUUAUCCCAUCCCCACCUAAAGGUAAACUGCCCAUUUUGCCCUACUCUAAAAUGAAGAGCACCCUCAUCCCAGCUGCUAAGCUCACCAAUGUGUCCCCAGAGAAGAAGGGUUUCUCUUGCCAGACAGGACAAACCAGCUCCAUAGAUUCUACAUCCAAGCCCCUCAAGCCAGUUGAAGCCUUGAGUCAAAGCCCAGUGUCAAACUCUGCUCUACAGAUUGAGGCCAAGACCACAAUUAUGCCUGUGUUGGGGAUAUUCCAGAAAACACCAGGCAAGAAGCGAGGGAGGAAGAGAAAGACAAUGGAAGACAUCUUAGCAUUUGAGGCCAGAAAGAAGAGGUCCUUGUCGUUUUUUCGUAGAAGGGUCCCCGAGAAACCACCAGCGGUUGUUCCAGGCUCAAAGCAAAAAGAAGUUGAUAUUUCAAAGAAGUAUCGGAGCAUCCGACCCAAGCCCAUGUUGGUUAUGGAAACAGUUCCCCAACUGGUUAAUUUGCCUGCCAUUACCUCAGAUGGCCAGGAACAGGAGCUGGUACUUGGUCACCAGUACCCCACUACUACCACAUCCAAGGCCCUUGACUGUCCUCCCCAAUCAGCCACAGUCGCCUUCCAUCUAAGAGCUGCUUCCCAUCCCAGAGUGUUCAUAGGCAGCCGUCCACUCCACCGUUGUCCCACCUGCAGCCGCUGUUUCCAGUUCAAGCACCACCUCCAAAAUCACAUGAACAGUCACACCAACAGUCGGCCGUACGUCUGUCCAGUAUGUCGCAAAGCCUAUGCGCACUCUGGCAGCCUGAGCACCCAUAUGAAGCUCCAUCACUCGGAGGUACGCCCACGUCGGUCUCUUUGCUGUGAAUUCUGUGAAAAGGCCUUUGGAUACGUGGGGGUGUACUUCAGUCAUCUGAGAGAGGUCCACAAGGUGGUGCUGACUGUGGAACCAUCCAUCAGCCAUCAUGAAGAUGAUGCAUCUGCUGAGGGGGCCAACUCCCCAUAUCCAUCAGAUGAGCAGGACCGAGAAGACCCUGUUGAGUUGCAGAUCAAAUGUGGUCGCUGUCAGGUGAUCACUCCUUCCUUUGCCGACAUGAAGAUGCACUUACUUUAUGUGCACAGAGAGGAGGUCCAGGUUCGACUUCAUGAUGGCCAACCCCAGCGAGGUUGCCGCGAGGCUGAGAACGAACUGGUAAAUCACGCUGCCCACUAUUGGCGGCAACUCAACGAGAAACGCAACCUGGUGAAGUGCGGCAACUGUGAUGAGGAGUUCUUCUCCUUCUCCAAGCUUAAGAGGCACAUCAUGUCCCACCACUGUGGAAGAGAGGGUGAGGAUAAUGGGACCAUCUCAUCACCAGAUUGCGGUGGAGGACUUGGUGUCCUCGCAGCAGGUGCAGCCUUUAACUGUGUGCUGUGCAGCGAGGUGUUGGACACUAAAGAGGGGGUUAUGGAGCACUGGAGGAGUUGCCACCACUGUGAGCAACCUAGCCUGCUUUGGGAUGCUCUGAGCUCCUACUCUGGCCUGGAAGAGUGUGAGGCAGAUGGGGAUUUAGACACUCCUGCUCCAAGCCCACACUAACCAGCCUAGCCCUUGGAUUGGCUCUGAGCUCUUCACUGUGGCUCCUCCUUAUACACACUCAGUCCUAACAAUCAAGAGCACAGGGAUGGAGAGUGUCUCCAAUGUUUUUUAGCACUAGUUUCAUCUUUCACCAGCUGAAGCAUCUGGUUAAAUCCAAAUGAAAGAAAGGAAAGGAAAUCAAGCCAGUGGUGAAAAAUGAUGUUUGUGUUACAUUUCAUAAGAGAUAUUCUCUCCAAGUCAGAGAAUCCAAUUUUAUAAACAAUAUUAUAUUUCCUGUUUUUUAUUGCACUGUUCUGUUUGGAGGUGUGUAUUUAAUAUCCUGUUGAAAUUAGAUGAUUAUUUUUUUCUACUGCUUAUUUAAAGGUUAUUAAAAGGGUACAUUUAUAACCUAGAUCACAUAGUAAAACUGUUAAAGUCAUUUUACCAAAAUACUUCUUGUGGUAUCUAGCCAUGCAUAGAAUUUGGUCACUCAGUUUUUGAGAUAUGUGCUAAGAUUUCUGCCUCAAAUCUAUUAGAGAAACAAAACAUCAAAAGUUCAACAGCAACAUUGGUGAUAGCAUUUUAUAUAUUUGUUAGGUGGUGAUAGAAGAGAGGUGACUAGAAAUGACAGACAGAAAUGCACCCCAAGGUUCUUGGCCUCAUUUAAACCACAGAUUUUACAAUUCAUGACCCUAAGCCAGAUAUUUUCUUGGAAGACUUAAGUUCAGUUGUUUUAAAUGCUGUGACUUCCACAAACUGUAACGACCUCCACUAUGUUGGGAGUGGAGGCAGAAAUCUCAGAGAUUACACCUUUGUCAUUAACUGAAACUACCACACUGAUCUGCAAGGCUGAAUACCAUUACGGGAAAUUUUGACAAUAUAUCUUAUUUGGAUGGAUUAAUCCUUUAAAAUACUGAGAAAUAUAAAUCUCAUAACAAGGGCAAACUGUCUUCUGUCACUCUGACAGACAAUUUAUCUAUUGGCCUUGGGUUAUUACAGGUGAAAAUAAAUCAGUAUCUGUACGAUCCUUUUGUGUAAUACUCCUCCUGCAACAGAAAUCAACAUUUUCAGUCUAACUAAUGGCAGUAUAAGGGUCCUCUGUCAACUUGGACCCAUGAAGGAAUGCUUUCCUAACCAGCACCCAAGUGACAUCCUUGUGGCCUUCUGAAAAAAAAUGUGUUCAUGCGUGUUGUGGCUUAUCAUCAGUAUGGUCCUCUGUAGGCCAAGUUCUAUCUCCUUGACUUGUUGAUUAAUGCCUAUAUGAGUGUAUUCUAUAAUAUGCCAAGGUUCUAUUCACACUAGUGAUUGUAGAAGUGAGUUUUGCAUUUAAGCUUGUUAACCACUGACGGAAUACUGUUUUUUGAUUUAGUAAAAACACAAAGGAAACCAUCGUAUUGCCUACCUGUCGUUGCCAGCUCAUGUACGCACCUGUGGAAUUUUGUGCACCUAGACUCUAUUAUUAGAGUUUAAAAAAACUGUUGUCAAGUCCAGAAAAAUAUGCUAUUUUAUACUCUAGAUUAAUAAAUAUCUUUUAGAAUAUUUAUGCUUGUCGUUGGUCCUUAAAAAACCAACACUGAGGCAUUUGUUAUGUUGGCUUUUUCUAAUUUGAGGAUGCUUAACGUCUUGUUUUUUGGUUGAGAGGUCAUUACUAUAUGGCAAGUAGCUCUAUUAACAUUUGUCUGUUUCUUUCAUAUAAAGAAAAAAAUAUCACAGGGUCAAGUGAAUGUACCUGAAUGUUUUAAACCCUACCAAAAGUAUAUGCUAUAUAGACGUAUUCUAUAGAUAGAAUGUAUAGAUAUAUUGAGAAAAAAACAUAUAUAUAUAUAUAUAUAUAUAUAUAUAUUUACAUAAAGUAACUAGUGAAUCAGCUGCUUUGUUCUGUCACAGUGGAGGAGAGAAACAAAAGAUGAAUAUAUAUAUAUUUGCCAAAACUGGCAACAAAAGCCAUGCAGAGCUGUCCUUAUGUGUCUGACACAAUGUGUAGGACUGUGAAAUGAAGGGCAAAGCACUGAUGUGUACAUGUCGCACUGAUCGGGUAAACUACAGUUUACUGUAACGCUGUUCAUUGACUACCAUGUUUGAGUGUUCAUCAGUGAACUGUCCUUUGUUUUCAUGACCUCAACACAAACCAGGAAGUGACAGAAUUAAGGCUCAGACUCUUCUUUCCUCAGUUAACACACAUGACUGUCAGCACAAGUCUGAAAGUGAAAAAUCUCACAUUAGGUGAUAUAAUGUUUUUGCCUCACUGAAUAUGUUGACUGUGUCAAAAAAGAAAGAAAAAAAGACUGAAAGUGUUUGUGCUUGUGACUGUUUGUGUACCUGAAGAACCUGAUGUUUAUCAGAAUAAAAAUAUGCUUUGUUGA